Molecule: messenger RNA, 7262 nt
Organism: Trichomycterus rosablanca
Lineage: Eukaryota; Metazoa; Chordata; Actinopteri; Siluriformes; Trichomycteridae
Gene: ltbp1
Product: latent transforming growth factor beta binding protein 1
Exons: 32
Coding region: 97-4401 (1434 amino acids)
Molecular function (GO): calcium ion binding
Source: RefSeq, a predicted model, not a curated record
GUCUGUGGGGGGCAGUGCUGCAUCGGCUGGAGUAAAACACUCGCAUCUCAGCGCUGCACCAAGCCGAACUGUCUCCCUAAAUGUCAGAACGGUGGGAUGUGUCUCCGGCCGCAGAUGUGUGUGUGUAAACCCGGAUCCAGAGGAAAACUGUGUGAACACACCACGCUGCCCAAUCCUGCCGGGAGAUGGAACGGGCAUGGCAACGGACACGGCAACGGACACGGCAACGGGCAUGGCAGCAACGGCAAUGGAUACACCAACGGGCACAACGUCGUGCCACAGCGCCCAAUCCCUCAGCAGGUUUUCCCACAAUCCCUGGCGCAGUACCAGGUACCCGGCACUAACCUGGCACACGUGAGCCUGACCAUGAAAGCUUCACCCAGCGGCCCAAUCCCCUUCCAGCAACAUGUUCAGGCUCCUCUGGCCGUGAACGUGCACCAGGGAAAAACUCAGCAGUUCGUAAUAAAGCCGAAAUUUUACCCCACAUACAACAGCAACACCCCCGUACAGGGGGCGGGACACACCCCGGAGCGCAGCAUCCCCCUGAGGGCAGGACCACACCACAUCCACGCGGUGAACCACACGGGUCGCAUUCGGCUCGUCUUCACUCCCACCAUCUGCAAGCUGACGUGCAGCGGCGGCCGCUGCCUCAACACCUGCGAGAAGGGCAACACCACCACCAUCAUCAGCGAGAACGGGCGCUCCACCGACACCCUCACCGCCCCCAACUUCAGAGUCGUGGUGUGCCACCUGCCCUGUAUGAACGGAGGGAAGUGUAACGCCCGAGAUAAGUGCCAGUGUCCACCCAACUACACCGGAAAGUUCUGCCAGAUGCCAACGCAGAACGGGCAGAGCGCUCAGAUCCACACAACACACACACUCCCACUGACCUAUAGCAACGGUCAGAGCCAAGGUGUGGUGAACAUCCACGUUAAUCAUCCUCCUGAAGCUUCAGUUCAGAUCCACCAGGUCUCUCAGGUGGACACCAGCAGCAGCACCGUGCAGAAGGUCCAGCAGCACAGCAGCGUCUACCAUCAGAACCAGCAGAGCUUCCUGCACUACCAACCCGUCUCAGCCAAGAGCCAGCUGGGACGCUGCUUCCAGGAGACCACCAGCUCCCAGUGUGGGAAAGCUCUCCCGGGUCUCUCUAAACAGGAGGAUUGCUGUGGCACGAUCGGCACUUCCUGGGGAUUCCACAAAUGCCAGAAGUGUCAGAGGAAACAGUCGAUUCCUCUGCUGGAGUGUCCUCACGGCUACAAGAGACUCAACAGCACUCGCUGCAUCGAUGUGAACGAGUGCCAGUUGCAGGGCGUGUGCGCCAGCGGCAUCUGCAUAAACACGCCGGGUAGUUACAGAUGUUUAUGUAAACCUGGAUCUGCUCCUGACGGCGCUCACACCAACUGCUUCUCGGAAGCCCCGCCCCCGGUGCGCGAGGAGGAGAGGGGCGCGUGUUUCCGCGUGUUCGGUGGUGGGCGUCAGUGUUUGCACCCCGUCUCCACCGAACUGAGCAAACAGCUGUGCUGCUGCAGUGUGGGGAAAGCAUGGGGGGCGCGGUGCGAGCGCUGUCCUCUACCUGGAACAGCCGCGUUUAAGGAGAUCUGCCCCGGCGGUUUGGGCUAUCACGUCACCACACCGUACAUCUACAAACCCAAACCUCCUCCCCCUCCGCCCAGCCGCACCCAUCCGGACCAAGCGGAGCAUCUCGAGAGACCCGUGAUUAGGAACCCGGAGCCGACGAUCCGAUUCGCGCCCCUGCCCGUCCCCACGGCCCAGCAACCCGUGGAGGCCUUCGGCUUCACAGAGAGACACCGAGAGGUGGUGGAGAAAACCUCACCAGCCUUACCAUUCGCUAUUUUGCCAUCCAGUGCCAGUCAGGACAUCUCACCAACUCAACUAGCAGAAGUGGACGAGUGUCUCAUCCGGCCGGAUAUCUGUGGUCCAGGGAUCUGCUACAACACGGCCGAGAGCUACGACUGCAUCUGCGACGGCGGGUACCGGCUGAACGAGGAGGGCAGCACCUGCGUGGAUGUGGACGAGUGUGAGGACGACCCGCGUCUGUGUUCCAACGGGCGCUGCAGGAACACGCCCGGGAGUUUCGUGUGUGUGUGUCGCCUGGGCUUCAUCCCCGACGAGGAGGGAACCAGCUGCACAGACUUGAACGAGUGUGAGGCGCUGAGGGUGUGUCCUGAGAACAGUGUAUGUAUGAACACAGUGGGGUCGUACACCUGUCGCCAGUGCAGCACUGGGUACAGAGUGGGUCAGAGCGGCCAGUGUGAAGAUGUGGACGAGUGCCAGCAGGGGGGCGUCUGUCCCUCCGGUCUGUGUUAUAACACCCUGGGGUCGUACAUGUGCAGCCCCUGUCCCCCCGGCUUCCAGGGUAAAGACGGCAAAUGUGUGGAUAUUGAUGAGUGUGCAGAUGAGUCAGUGUGUGUUAACGGUCAGUGCACCAAUAUGGAGGGAUACUUCAUCUGCACCUGUGACGACGGCUUCAUCCCCACUGCCGACCGCAAAGCCUGCACAGAUGUGGAUGAGUGCCAGGAUGAGAGUGUGUGUACGAGGGGUCACUGCCAAAACACAGAGGGCUCGUUCAUCUGUAACUGUGAGACCGGCUUCACCCUGUCUGAGUCACGAGAGCAGUGUGAUGAUGUGGAUGAGUGUCAGAGCUUCUCAGGGUUGUGUGACGGUGUGGGUCAGUGUGUUAACAACAUCGGAUCGUAUCACUGUAACUGCCCCCCCGGGUACAGACAGGUCAACGGUACCCGCUGUCAAGACGUGGACGAGUGUGUGGAGGAACCCCAGAUGAAGGAGCACAGUGUGGAGUGUGUGAACACCGUGGGAUCGUAUCACUUCAUCUGUGAACCUGGAUACACCUGGGUACAGGAUCCACCCAAGUGUGAAGACGUGGACGAGUGCGCUCUGAACAGGAGUGUGUGCAGGAACGGUGUGUGUCAGAACACGGUGGGAUCGUUCCUCUGUCAGUGUGAUCCAGGGUAUCAGGACUCUCACGACGGGCGUGGCUGCCUGGAUCUGAACGAGUGUGAGCUGCUGAGCGACGUGUGCGGUGAGGCCGAGUGUGUGAACACGCCCGGUUUGUUCCUGUGUGUUUGUCCCGGCGAGGGACUCGAGUUCAACCGGAUGACCGCCAAGUGCUUACCUGCACUGAAAGCCUCCUCCACAGAGAGGAAGGAGUGUUACUACAACCUGAGCGACGAGAACCUGUGUGAUAACGUGUUGGCGAGCAGCGUGACCAAGGAGGAGUGCUGCUGUACCCUCGGAGCAGGGUGGGGCGACAACUGUGAGGUCUUCCCCUGUCCAGUACAGGGCACAGAUCAGUUCUCUCAGAUGUGUCCGGCAGGUCAAGGGAACGUCCCGAACGGAGACGCUGCUGCCGUCGAUAGCUACAAAGAUGCAGACGAGUGUUCCCUCUUUAAGGAUGAGAUCUGUAAGGACGGUUUCUGCUUCGAUACGACCGGUGGUUACGAGUGUUACUGCAAAGCUGGAUUUUACUACGACGAGCUGAAGCUGCGCUGUGUAGGCGGAGCUACUGCAGAUUCUCACCACAUCCAGCAGCCCAGCAGGAACAGCGCCGGUGCCGCGGCAGCCUCGGAUACGGACGAGUGUUUGGACGAGUCGAACUGUGUGGGGGGGCAGUGUUUAAAUACCCACGGGUCCUACUUGUGUUUCUGCACCCCUCCCAUGGAGCUGGACCACACCAAAAAACGCUGCGUUUACCACGAGGUGGCAGAGCACCGAGGGCCGAGUGAGGAUAUUUGUUGGGAGAGGGUGUCGCCCUCCAUGACCUGCACCAACCCCCUGAGCGGGAAACAAACCACCUUCACCGAGUGCUGCUGCCUGUACGGAGAGGCCUGGGGCAUGAGCUGCGCCCUGUGCCCAUCCAAACACUCAGAUGACUACGCCUCCAUGUGUAACACUCGGGGCGUCGGCUCGGUCAGGAGGCCGUACGGUCAUGACGCUUUGGUGGCCGGACCCGUUCACACGUACGAGGUGGACCCGGAGUACGACCCACAGACUCUGCACCCUGUCCCGCCGUUCUACGAGGACUACGAAGACUCCGACGCAGGUGGAGCGGCGACGUUCGAGGGACUGCGAGCGGAGGAGUGCGGGGUGCUAAACGGCUGUGAGAACGGGCGGUGCGUGAGGGUACCGAAGGGGUUCACCUGCGACUGUUUCGACGGAUACACGCUCGACAUGUCCAGGAUGGCCUGCGUCGAUGUGAACGAGUGCUCGGAGCUGAACAGCAGAAUGUCUCUGUGCAGAAACGCUAAAUGCAUCAACACACCGGGAUCGUACCGGUGCCAGUGUUUACCCGGGUACACACCAUCCCAUCAACCCAACUACUGUGUACCCAGCGUGCCCAGCACUGACACUAACACACAGUGACCCGCAGGGGGCGCCAUCAACACACACAGCACACACUACAUAGACACUACACUUAUUUAAUCUAAGCCCGUAUACUCUGCACUGUAUUCCACACACACACACACACACACACACACACACACACACACACACACACACACAGACUUGAGAUGAAGAUGAACUGUGUUUUAUUCUGCCAUCAGAAGGAUUUUAUGUGACAAACCCGAGUGACUGGACGCUGGGGGAUCAUCCAUCAGCCACGAAUCUUUUAUUUUAUCGUUUUAUAAAUAUUAAUAAUCUGAGUUUUUAUUUGCCGUCGUCUCCUCUCAGUCCAGCGUGUGUUUUUAUACUCUGUGGCUUUUCUUUAUUCAUCCUGGGUUCAGAACCUCACAGGAACGCAUCGAUAUCCGACCAGAACAUUGUGAUUAUUGUGGAAGUGUAUCGACAAGUCAUGAUAUUACCAGAAUGUCCCACUAACCGGCCACUUUAUUAGGAACGCUUUAGUCCAUCUUGGGUCUGUCUGAAAUAAUUUAGACCAGGGGUGCCCACACUUCAGCGGCUUCAGAUCUACUAUAAGUUCCUGUACUGAUAUUCAGCUUCACAGCUUCACACUGACCUCAUUCUGAUGAUUUGUACUGAAGGGUGUCGGUCAGGUUCAUGUAUCUGGACAGUAGCUGCUGAUACUGAUUCUCAAACAGCGUCCAAGGAUGGAUCCAUAUUUACACGUCAUUAUAUUCAUGUCGAAAAAGCUGAUUCACACAAGCAGGUCGAUCCAAAACUGCUGUUAAAUAUGUGGAUCAUUUUCUCGUGUUUGGAUAUUUUUCCUCCACCAGCAAGUUCCAAAACUGUCCAGCAGAGGCGCUCGACUUCAUCUGAAUGUCAGAUUGAGGGUUCAGAUGUGAGAAUAUGAAUGAAACAGCGUCUCUGCCUCUGUGUUCCCACUUGAAUCCAAGCGUUUUGGUUUCUUUGUGCUCGGUCGCCUCUCAUCUACACUAACAGUGCGGGUUUGUGGCGCAAACUGGCUACUGAUGAAUGAAAACGUUCUAGAUUAGCGGCGCUUUAGGUAACAAACAGCAAAGUAAAGAAACAGCGGCCGCAUUUCAUGUUGAACACGUCGACCUGUUGUAAUCGACUGGCUGAUCGUGAUCAACGUAUCAGGAACCCCUGAUUUAGACGAUUACGUAAUCGCUGUCCCCGCCUUACUAAGCUAACACAGUUAGCCUCAGGUCAUUCAGUCAUCAUCAUAAUGUUCCUAAUGAAGUGGUCGAGUUAGAUAUAAGAAGCGCUAUCGCUGUGUUCUGAACAGAUCAGGAUUUAUUUUUAAUAAAAUGAUUCCUUUUUAUGAACAUGAAAUGUUUGGAGGUGGCCACGCCGAUAUUAUUAUGCUACAUUGUGUUCCCCCUUCUUAGCACAUUUAUUAUUAUUAUUAUUAAUUUUAUUGUUAUUAUUAUUAUUAUAUAUUUGUUUAUAACCCUAAAUCCUCACAAAGCAAAGCAAGAACAAAAAACCUAAAAUCUAGAAUAUAAGAGAAUAUUUUUAUAUGUUCCUGAUCAGAAAAUAAGAACAGUUUGUGCUCAUUAUAUUUUCAGAAAUGUUAGAUUAGCACUGACUCAGCGUUCACGUUACGCUAACAUUCUGUUUUAUAAACAAGACAUUCAUAUUUAUUCGGUUUAGCCACAGUAAGAAGCUGUCGCUGUUUGUUAGCUACAGAUUUACUCACAGUGCUAGCUAGAAAUUUUUUAGAAACACUAAUCACACUGUUAGCUACAAAUGCUAAAGCAUUAACGACAGUGCUAGCUACAAACACUAAAACACUAAUCACACUGUUAGCUACAAACACCAAGCUAGCUUUAAAAUAAUAUUUAUAUUAAAUGUUAAACUUGUGCCUUAUAGAAAAGCAGCAAACAUGAGGUAGUUAGCAUGUAGCAUUCCUGGCUAGCUGGUGACUUACUGUACAUCUUAAACUUCAAAACUAAAAUUGAUUUUUAUUAAACGUUUUAAUACUGAAAGACUUUUUCUACUGUAGAGGAUUAAAAAGUGAUAAAACUGUAUUUAAUGAUUGUAAUAAUCAUCUGCCUUUGCUAACCUUUUGAGGAAUUUUAACUGCCAGCAAUGCAGCUAAUUUUUAGCCUUAAGGUCCCGCCCCUUUGUCUAUAAUAACCAAUCAGAAUCCUCAGUUUGUGUGACGGUGGUGUUUAGUGUUUUUUGUUUGUAAUUGUAAGCUAGUUUAAACCUUCGAUGUUUAUUUCCAUGGCAGUGAAAUACUGGAAACUUCGGAGCCGAAAGCGUUUAUGGUUUUAAUUUCAUUAUUUAGAACUUCGUCUGAAAAACAUGAAGUAAAUAACGUUUAUAUAUUUAUUAAAAUAAAAAGUUAGGUUAGCAUAGCAACAGAACAUAAAACAUUAGCAGCGCUGGGGUGUUUACUGUUCCCCUGUUCUUACACGUUUGUUCAUGCUAAGCAGCUUAGCUUUACUGCUAUACAAAAAAACAACAUUAGCCGUAGCAUUGUUGCUCUGUAGCGUGAACGCAGAGUCGCUAGAUGAAUCGUGAUCGUAGCUUUUAGCCUUUAGCUUUUUUACUCGUUUUCUGUUUUUGUAAACACAAAGUGCCUGAACUCGUCUCCUUCUGUUUUUUUUAAGCUGAAUCGUUUAAAUCUUUUGAAUCUUUUGAAUCUUUUGAAUCUUUUGAAUCUUCUGAAUCUUUUGCCGGGUUGCAAAGCUGCUAUGAAACAGCCGUGAGAUUUUUAUUCUCUUUUUUUGUACAUUUAAACAAAGGAGGAAUUUUAAUAAAAGUUUUUAUGUGUUUAUAAUUUGUACAUGGAUUAAAAAAGCUCUUGUAUGAUUGUAUAAAUACGAAUAUUAAUAAAUCUGAAUAAAUCACGA